Molecule: messenger RNA, 3591 nt
Organism: Micromonas commoda
Lineage: Eukaryota; Viridiplantae; Chlorophyta; Mamiellophyceae; Mamiellales; Mamiellaceae
Exons: 1
Coding region: 1-3591 (1196 amino acids)
Source: RefSeq, a predicted model, not a curated record
AUGGUAGCCGGCUAUCGACGCAGAUACAUCGACCCGUUCGACUCGCGCCGCUCCAAAGCGAGUCCCGACGCGGUCAUCGGCGAGGCCUUACAGCGAUACAUGGUCUCCACAGACUCCGUCCCGAGGAGCGCCGCGAGGCACAGGAAAAAGUCAGUAGUUGGCGGCACCGGAUCUCGGUCGUCGUCCUCCUCCUCCGUCGCGUCCGUGACCAAGGCGAAGAGCACGUCCAAGGCUUCUCGUGAGGACGUGGCCGCGAUCGGAGGGAGCGUGGGGAGCGUCCACGCGGUGCUCGCCAAGCGGAACGCCAAGAGGCUCAGCUACAGCACUCCGACCUCCUCGUCUCGAGCGCCCCGGGACUCGCGGACCGAACCCGAGUCCCCGCCGGGCGCGUCCAGCGCGGAGGAGGACGUCGCGGCAGUGGAUCGACCGCCGAAAGGUCCAGCCACGCCCCCGGCCGACGCAUCGGAGACGAACAUCUCCCUCGAGACCGACGUCCUCGACGUCACCGAGCACCCGCUCUCGGAGCAGUCGCUCACCGGAUCACCCGCGACGGAGGAAGAGAUCGACCGAGAACUCAUCCACGACUUGAACCUCGCGCCCAAAUCCCCGCCGAACAUCCGACACAGGCGCACGCGGUCCAGCGAGAACGCGAUGGCCACCCCCGUGGGCUUCGGGGAGAGCGACGGCGAAUUCGGCGGCGUUGGAUCCACGCCCGCGUCGCCCUUUGGCGAGCGAGAUAACAAUGACAAAUCGUGCUCGCCGGUCACGCAGUUCCGCCGCUCGCUGCUGGCGCUCAAGGGCCUCGGUCUCCAGGGCGCGGACGGCGUCGGGGGGACGAACAUGGGCGUGGGUAUGGGCGCGCACACGCCGAUAUCCCCCGUGGUCCGGGACAUCAUCGAGUCCACGGAGGAGCAGGAGGCCGCGCAGAUGCGAAUCUUACUCGAGGAGAGGAGCCGAGCGAGGGAGAUGGUGCAGCGGCUCGAGCGCGAUAAGCAGAUGCAGGCCGAGCAGCUGCGCAUGAUGGAGGAACGCAUGGAGCAGAGCGAAAUGACGGAGGAGGAGCUCCGCGAGACCGAAGCCGCGCUACGACGCGCGCGCCGCGAGGUGGAGACCUUAGCCGCCAGCAAAGAGGCGCUGGAGAAGGAGCUCGACUCGCAGCUCUCGCGCGAGGAGGAGUGGAGCCGCCGACUGAGGGACGCCGAGUUGGCGGGCAUGUCGUCCACGGAGAAGGCGAUCAAGGAGAGGGACGAGUACGCGGCGAAGGUGGAGGCCCUGGAGCGGGAGCUGGAGGCGACGCGCGCCAGGGAGGUCAACCAGCUCAUCGAGGAGGCCAAAGCCGCGCCGCCGGAUCGACGACCCUCGCGGGGAACCCGAUCGAAGGCGGCGCACACGCACACGUCGAAGGCCACCGGCGCACGCGCCGUCGAUGCCAACCUCGGGGGCUCGUUCGCCGCCCCGGAGCUCGCGCCGUUCGUCGCCGCCGAGGUAUUCGAAGCCGAGGAGCGGGAGGUGGAGACGGCGGCUACGCCCCCGUCGAGGAAGCCGCGAGCGCCGACGUCGAUGUCCCGCGGGUCGCUCGUCGCGAUCGUCGUCGCGAUCGUCGCCGUCGCCGCCGCGGUCCUCCUCUCGCCCUUCGCGACGUCGAUCUCGUCCGUCGCCGUCGGCAUCGACGCGUCCUGGUGGAGAACGCGCGCGGGCGCAGUGUUGACGACGAACGCUCUGGAAAACGCUCCGGAGGUUUCGCCCGGAUUCGCCGCGGCUCCGGCUCCGGCUGGGGCACCCGCGGCACCCGUGGAGGCGACCGCGCGGAAGUGGCGGCCGAGUGGCGAGAGCGAGCGAGGGAGGGAGGACGAGGCCAAUAAGGGGUUCGACGACGACGCCGUUCUGGAGGGUUCUGGAGAGGUUCUGGAGAGGGACGCGGUUCUGGCCGCGGCGCGGGCGGCAAAGGCUCGGGACAUCGCCGAGGCCAGGGCCAAGCAGGAACAGAAGAGGAGGGAGAUGGAGGAGCUCAAACGAAAACUCGCCGAGGCUGAGAAGAUGAAGCAGGAGCUGGAGGCUGCGACCGCGGCGAAGGCCAAGCUGGACGCGGAGGUCAAAGCGGCGGCGGAGGCCAAGGCCAAGGCGGCUGACGAGGCAAACGCAAAGGUAAAGGCGGAGAUUGCGGCGGCCAAAGCUGCCAACGCGAAGGCAAAGGCGGAGCGCGAGGCUAAAGCGAAGGCUGAUGCCGAGGCUGAAGCUAAAGCUGCAGCCGAAGCUAAGGCGAAGUCUGAUGAAGAAGCUAAGGCCAAGGCUGAUGCGGAGGCCAGCUUGGCUAAACUUUACGCCGAGAUGAAAGCAAAGGCUGAAGCCAAGGCGAAAGCAAAGGCUGAGGCUGAGGAAGCCGCAAGGACCAAAGCUGCAGCCAAGGCGAAAGCCGAAGCUGAGGCCAAGGCGAACGCUGAAGCCGAGGCGAAAGCUAGGGCUGAAGCUAAGGCGAAAGCCGAAGCUGAGGCCAAGGCGAAAGCUAAGGCUGAAGCUGAGGCUGAGGCGAAAGCUAAGGCUGAAGCCGAGGCCAAGGCGAAAGCUAAGGCUGAAGCCGAGGCUGAAGCUAAGGCGAAAGCCGAGGCUGAGGCCAAGGCGAAAGCUAAGGCCGAAGCUGAGGCUGAGGCCAAGGCGAAAGCUAAGGCUGAAGCUGAGGCGAAGGCUGAAGCUAAGGCGAAAGCCGAAGCUGAGGCCAAGGCAAAAGCCGAAGCUGAGGCCAAGGCGAAAGCCGAAGCUGAGGCCAAGGCGAAAGCCGAGGCCAAGGCUGAAGCUAAGGCUAAAGCCGAGGCUGAGGCCAAGGCAAACGCUGAAGCUAAGGUGAAAGCCGAGGCUGCCGAGGCUGAAGCCGCCCAAAAAUAUCGCGACGCCCAGGAGGCUGCUGGGGAGGAACCCGCCGCCAGGGCCGAGAUCGACGCCGACGAGGCCGCCAUCACCAAAGCCGAGUCCGACGCCAAGGCUAAGGCGGACGCGGAGGCUUCAGCCGCCGAGAAAGUUCGAGCCGAGGCGCAAGCCGCAGCCGAGGCAAAGGCCGAGGCUGAGCGCCUCAAGGCUGAGGCCGAGGCAAAGGCUGAGGCUGAGCGCCUUAAGGCUGAGCGCCUCAGGGCCGAGGCCGAGGAGAAACGCGCCAGGAAGCUCAGGGAGGACGCGUCAAAGCGGCAGGAGGAGGCUGACGAACGCGAGCGAAGGAACGGCGCCGACGCGGACGAAGCUGAGGAGCGCUCGUGGGAGGCGGUGAUCAAAUCCGGUUGGGACGCGUGGCGCAAGAUGGGCGGCAGCGACCGACGCGCGCGCCUCAAGAGCGCGGCGCGAAGGGCGGAGGGCGCGGUGACGUCCUCGAGGCAGGGUCGCCAGUCCUGGGUCGCCGCGGAGAAGCGGCACGGGGAGACGGUCGUCGCCCUCGAAGGGGUGGACGGCGGCGACGCCGCGGAGAAGCAGCGGCUGAGGUUGGAGGCGCACGAGGUCGAGGCGGAGGCGAGCGGGAGCAAGCGCAAGUGGGACAGCCUCAGGCAGAAGGCGGCGGGGGCGGUGACCGCGCUGGAAGCCGAGCUUCGCGCGAUAGGACACAUGUGA